AUGGCUAUCACCAACGUCGUCGCUGCCACCACCCCCGCGCCACCACCACCGUCACUGCCACCAUCACCAUUGCCACAUCCACUGUCACCAUCAACACCGCCACAUCCACAACCACCACCACCACCACCAUCACCACUGCAACUCCCACCGUCGUCACCCCUACCACAACCACAACCAUCGCCUCAGCCACCUCUAGCGCCACCUGAAAGCUUUCCUCUAGGACUCCAUUAA
This is a messenger RNA of Prunus armeniaca (apricot), 231 nucleotides long. The record is from the annotation of a GenBank genome assembly. Lineage: Eukaryota; Viridiplantae; Streptophyta; Magnoliopsida; Rosales; Rosaceae.